AUGUUCGCAGCAGCGCUAGCCGUCCUCCUAGCCGCCGCCGCCGCCGCGGUGUCCCCGGCCGCGGCGCGUGACUACGCGCCGGGGAAACGCAACAUCUGCGUCAAAGAGAACGGCACCGGGAGCCCGAUACUCUGGACGGGCAAGUUCUGCAAAACCCGCAACGGCUGGCCUUCCUCGGCCUUUGUCGGCAACGUCGAGUACCACCCGCCCAUAUGCUGCUACGACAUGGCCGCCUACGGAAGCUACCUGGAGGUGAUCCAAGGCAGCGCUGCCGCGUGCGCAUACGCCGACAGGUACGGCGUCAGCAUGACGUACAUCACCAAAGUGCCGGGCCGCGACGGCGUGUACGACAUCACCGUGGCCAACGCGCCGUACGGGACGGACACGUCCAAAACCCCCGGGCGGUACAUUUGCAAGAGGGCAGCGGUGAACGAGUUGAGGUACUACGGAAAUUAUCCGUACAAUUGA
Messenger RNA from Ustilaginoidea virens, 468 nucleotides. RefSeq lists its product as uncharacterized. The transcript has a single exon. The record is from RefSeq and is a predicted model, not a curated record. NCBI's taxonomy places the organism in Eukaryota, Fungi, Ascomycota, Sordariomycetes, Hypocreales, Clavicipitaceae. The coding region runs from base 1 to 468 and encodes 155 amino acids.